This is a messenger RNA of Vombatus ursinus (common wombat), 1550 nucleotides long. RefSeq names its product LYL1 basic helix-loop-helix family member (gene LYL1). Gene Ontology annotation, biological process: regulation of transcription by RNA polymerase II. Gene Ontology annotation, molecular function: DNA-binding transcription factor activity, RNA polymerase II-specific; protein dimerization activity; RNA polymerase II cis-regulatory region sequence-specific DNA binding. The record is from RefSeq and is a predicted model, not a curated record. NCBI's taxonomy places the organism in Eukaryota, Metazoa, Chordata, Mammalia, Diprotodontia, Vombatidae.
AUGGGGGCGGGGGCCACGGCAGGCAGCGUUUCCUCUGAGCAGCACACUGAGUCAGGGUGGAGGGAGCCUGGCUGGACCCCGGCUGGAGGGGGCAGCCCUGGAGGAUCCUGGAGGCAGUGGGGCUUGAGGGUGAGCACCAGUCCCAUUGAGGGGCCAUCAUCCUCUGGGUCCAUGUGCCCUCCGGGGGACUCUGUGAAGCUGGGCCACACCAUGAUGGAGAAACUAGAGGCUGUGCCUACACUACCCUGCUCAGUCCCUUCCCCAGCAGCCAGCAGCAACUCCCCUGUGUCUGAGCCUGAGCCAGGCACCCCCCAGGAUGGGGACAAUAGCCACCCUGCCUCAUCCCCAACACCCCCAAAGCUGCCUCCCCAUGUGCCUGUCAUCAGCCUGGGCCACAGCAAACCACCAGCCAUGGCCACCACCGAACUAACCACACCUCCCCCACUGCCCUCACUAGUCCCACUUUCUGCCCUGACAGCUGGCCCACCCCCACUGGCCUUGGGUAGCCUGCUCCCGACACACUACCACCCACACCCCUUUCUAAGCAGUGUCUACAUCGGCACCACUGGCUCCUUCAGCAUCUUCCCCAGCAGCCGACUAAAACGGCGGCCCAGUCACUGUGAACCUGACUUGAAUGAAGGUCACCAGCCCCUGAAGGUGGCUCGCCGCGUGUUCACCAACAGCCGGGAGCGCUGGCGGCAACAGAACGUGAACGGGGCCUUCGCAGAGCUGCGCAAACUGCUGCCCACGCACCCGCCCGACCGGAAGCUGAGCAAAAACGAGGUCCUUCGUCUCGCCCUCAAGUACAUAGGCUUCUUGGGCCGUCUGCUGCGGGACCAGGCGGCCGCCCUGGCCCCGGCCCCGGCUCCGGCUCCGGUCCCAGCUGGGGUGGCUCCGCGUAAGCGGGAGCGCAGCGGUGCGGGCGUGAGCGUGGGCGAGAGCACACGCCGGGGGCUGGGGCGCAGGGCAGAGGCCGUGCGCUCCCCUCCAGCCCUCCAGCCCACGGCCGCUUCCCCCCACCCAGAUGGAGCUGAACAACACAUCAAGAGCGAGUGCUCUCUGCGGGACAGGACGGCCAUGGGAUGCGAGGCUCGGUGACCCCCGCGGGUAGAGAUGGGAGGGAUACUACAAGAGGCAUCUGCGCGGACCCCAAGAAGGACACCGCCCCAGAAGAGAGAAGGGUCUUCCGGAGAGCAGACCCUUCACGGACUGCCCUGAAUAUUAGCAGCACUGCCCCCCUCCUCCAGGUCAAUCCCCGAGAUCAAAUGAAUCUACGUGGGAAGAGGGACGAGGAAUAUGCAGGGGUCGUCAAUGGGGAGAAAGGGGUGUCCUGGCUCCUGGAGGGGCCGGGACACCGGUCGAGGUUGCCCUCCUCCCAGGCACACGGUCGGGGAAGAUGGGCGAGAGGGCAUCCAGUGUCUCCAGAGGUCGAGCUCUGACGCUACCUCUCGUCCCCUUGGCACUCUAAGCCCUCCCCACUACUGCCGGCUUUAAUGCGUUUUGCAGUCGGCCCAGCCCAGGAGCCUAAAUAUCCUCCUGGGCGGGGGGGG